Molecule: messenger RNA, 858 nt
Organism: Fragaria vesca subsp. vesca
Lineage: Eukaryota; Viridiplantae; Streptophyta; Magnoliopsida; Rosales; Rosaceae
Product: methyl-CpG-binding domain-containing protein 4-like
Exons: 2
Coding region: 104-634 (176 amino acids)
Molecular function (GO): zinc ion binding; DNA binding
Source: RefSeq, a predicted model, not a curated record
GAAAGAAAGAAACAACAAGAAAAAAACUUGACAGGAUUUCCGAGAGUGAGAGCACCCCUUCUUCUUCUUCAGAAGGAAAGAAAGAGAAUCAAUCAGCGACGAUAUGAAGGACACUCAAGAAACCCCAAAAUCCUCGUCCAAGAAACCAUAUUCAGGGCAAAGUUCCAUUGAUGUAUUAGCUGCACAGUGUGAGAAAUGCAAGAAAUGGAGGGUGAUUCAAUCUGAAGAGGAGUUCGAAGACAUCAGAAGCAAGCUCAGUGAGGAACCAUUCUAUUGCAACAGAAAAUCUGGUGUGUCUUGUGAAGAUCCUGCUGAUAUUGAGUACGAUUCUACUAGGACAUGGGUUGUGGACAAGCCCAACAUGCCGAAGACACCAGAAGGGUUUAAGAGGCAUUUGGUGCUUAGAAGAGACUAUUCCAAACUGGAUGCUUAUUAUAUUACACCUGAGGGGAAAAAAUUAAGAUCCCAAAAUGAGAUCGCCACAAUCUUGAAAGGCAAUCCUAAGUACAAAGGCAUAUCCCCUUCAGAUUUUGACUUUGGAACCCCAAAGGUUAUGGAAGACACUGUUCCUGUGGAUGUUCCUAAGAAGGUACCUGGUAGCAGCAACAAAAAACUUAAAACAACAAAGGACUAGGCCAAGUAGUGUCUUGGAGAGACUGGGGCAGAUUUUUGUUGGGAGGUCUUGCUUUGUGUAGAGAGUAUGUUUGUUUAUCAUUGUGAUGGAAUUGGGAUAUCUAGCUGUAUCUUGGAAAGACUGUGUAGAAAGUAUGUCUGUUUAUCAUUGUGAUGGAACUGGGAUAUGUAGCUGCUGUUAUGUGGUUUUGUAUCUGUUUGCUCAGUUUAGUAAUGGAGAUGAUU